Dunckerocampus dactyliophorus (ringed pipefish) is the source of this 6235-nucleotide messenger RNA. Its product is annotated as polycomb group RING finger protein 3. Bases 219 to 968 code for a protein of 249 amino acids. NCBI's taxonomy places the organism in Eukaryota, Metazoa, Chordata, Actinopteri, Syngnathiformes, Syngnathidae. Gene Ontology annotation, biological process: regulation of transcription by RNA polymerase II. The record is from RefSeq and is a predicted model, not a curated record. Gene Ontology annotation, cellular component: PRC1 complex. The transcript has 10 exons.
CCGGGAGCGCUGCUUCGGCCUGUUCCGCGGCCGCUCGGUCAUUUUCGCCUCUUUGUUGUACUGCUAGUGGAUUUAAACUCGGAUCCGACCCAAUAUCCAGCUGACUCCGGCGCUCUCAAACAGGCUCUGAUGAGAGGCUGUCCAUGAUGCGGAGCUAACGCAGUUGGCUGCACACCCGCAGGAAGAGACGUGGACGCCUCCACAUCCACAGCCCACGCAUGGCGGUACUAGGGAACCCCGACAUGCUGACGAGGAAGAUCAAGCUGUGUCACAUCAACGCCCACAUCACAUGUCGACUGUGUGAGGGCUACCUGAUUGACGCCACCACCGUCACCGAGUGUUUGCACACGUUCUGUCGAAGCUGCCUUGUGAAGUAUUUGGAGGAAAACAACACAUGUCCCACAUGCAGGAUUGUUAUUCAUCAGAGCCAUCCACUACAGUACAUCGGCCAUGACAGAACAAUGCAAGACAUUGUGUACAAGUUGGUACCCGGACUUCAAGAGGCGGAGAUAAAGAAGCAGAGGGACUUCUAUCAGAAGCUGGGCAUGGAGGUUCCUGGCGACAUUAAAGGGGAGCUUUGCAACAUGAAGACUCAUCUAGACCAGCACAAUGGGGACGCAAAGUCAGAGGACACGGCCAACAAGGAAGCGGGAGAGGAGAAACCAGAGGAGGACAACGACUAUCACCGUAGCGACGAGCAGGUCAGCAUCUGCUUGGAGUGCAACAGCAGCAAACUUCGAGGCCUAAAGCGUAAAUGGAUCCGCUGCUCAGCACAAGCCACCGUCCUCCACCUCAAGAAGUUCAUCGCCAAAAAGCUCAACCUGACGUCCUUUAACGAGUUGGACAUUUUAUGCAACGAGGAAAUCCUGGGCAAGGACCACACUUUGAAAUUUGUGGUAGUGACAAGAUGGAGAUUUAAGAAAUCGCCCCUCCUGCUCCAUUACAGACCCAAGAUGGAUCUGCUGUAGCGAAAACAGACACUUUUUUUGUUUUGUUUUGUUUUUCCUUCCUUUCCCGGCGUCCGCAGCCUGUGCUGACUCAUCUUUUUAACAAACGUAUGCAAAGACGAUCAACCAACAGCGAGCAAACGCCACAACAAACGACACUCACACAAGCCAGCAGCUCGGGAUGGUCAAAAAAGAGGGGUAGGGGCUCAACACCUCCCGCGCAGGUACUGCAACACUGGUGGCUUUUUUGUGUUUGUUUUGGGAACGAAAGUGACAUUUUUUUAUGUUGAUUUUGUGUGCUUCAUCUGAGAUAUGUGAAGAGGAAAAGAACAAAAAAAAUACAAAUGGAGAUAAAGCAUAUAUUUAUACUUUUGUACAGUUUAAAAGACUAAAGACACUACUGGUGCUCUGUUUACAUGCAAACGAGAUGUCGGGAAUCACAUGACCAUCUUUUGGCCAAUGGAAACGGAGGAUGGUUUUGUAUGAAAUGUUUUUUCUUCUUUCUCGGGAGCACGGAAAGUUUAUGGCAAAGAUUUUAUAACAGGCGUCCAUCCUAAGCUGGUUAUCAAGUAAAAUGUCUCUGAAUGUGUCCCCCCCCCUCUUCCACCCACCUCUUUUUUUGUCGUCUCUUUGCUAUUGAUGAUUGUCAAUUGUGAAUAGGCUGAACUGUGUAGUAAUUUAUGUUCUAUAUAGCGAUAUUGUACAUAGACUGUGCGCAUAGAUUGAGAGAGACUUGAGACUGUUAAAAAGCGCGCAUCCAGGAAGUGCUAUCUACAUGUCAAGCAGCGGAGGACAAAAUGUUUUAACACAGACUUGCUGUCAGUAUCCAAUCCGUGUAUCAUUUGUUCAUUUCUUUUUCCAUUAGACACCACAAUGGUGUGGAAAAAAACACGACUAGCCUUUUGUUUCUCUUAUUUUACAUCCAUUAAGUAAAUAGAAUAUGAAGACGACGGAUACAAGCGCAUGAAGUAGUUUACGCGUGGACAUCGGCAUGCAGGUAAACAUACGUGGAAGACGACAGAGGAGGACUGGGACAAAGAAAUUCGAGAAAAUGUACGCCGAAUUAUAUAAUAAACUUGUGCAUUACCGUCACGGCUCCUCCCCCUUCAAAAGCAUCUCAAACCCAAUCUUGCUAUCCUUUUUCUUUAUGUCAUUUAAGCUAGGGGUGUCCAAAGUGCGGCCCGUGGCUGUUUUUCAUUGGCCCGCAGGGCAUUCAAAAAUAUAUUUAAACGGGGAAAAUAAACAAUAGCAGCUAGAGGAGAACUCAGAGAGCGCAGACCUCCGCCAAGCGCCGUAGUUUCCCCAUAUUGUGAUUCACGCCAAAAUAAUCAUCCUACAUGUUCUGGAUCAGUCUUUGAUAUUCUGUAGAACCUCUCUGGAAACUUGUCCUGUAAUUUUUUUCUGAAGUGCUCUGACCAUUUUUUGUGGAGUUAUAUGCACAAAUGCCAAAAAUGGUCCUCUCUCGCAAUGUUUAAGAAUCUUUUAAAAAUUGAUGGAUCCAGAGACAGACAAACGCCGGCAAAAACAUAAGCGCUGUGCUUGCCGAAGGUUAGGUUUUUUUUUUAUGUGGAUGGAUGGAUAGAUUUUUUUAAGUCGCACUAUGACAAACAAAAAAUAACAGAUAAAAGUUUUAAUUUUUGGAAAAUUAGGUUGCGGAGAAUAAAGUCAAAAUAUUAUGGUAAUAAAGUCAUAAUUACAACUUAAGAGAAAUGGAAAAACAGCCGUAAUUUUAAGAGAAUAAAGUCAAAAUUUUUAAAAGAAAAAAGUUAUAUUCCAAUGAGGAAACAUUUUUACAAGAAUAAACUUGUAAAAAAAAAAAAGAAAAAUAUGAAGAGCAAAACAACAAAUAAAGUUGUAAUUUUGGGGAAAUUAGGUUGAGGAAAAAAUUAGUGUUACAACAAUAAAGUUAAAAUAUUAUGGGAAUAAAGUCACAAUUGUGAGAAGAAAAUUUACAAGAAGAAAGUUCAAAUUGUUGAAAAAUUUCAAAACCAGCAACAGCAGAAAUGGAAAAACAGCUGUAAUUUUACGUGAAUAAAGUCAAAAUAUUGGAAAAAUAACAUUUAAGUAGCGUGAAGUUGAAAUAUUAGGAAGGAUUAAAAAAAAAAAAAGUCGUAAUAGUAUGAAAAACAAAACCGCAAAUAAGUUGUAAUUUUACAAUGUUGCGAGAAUGAAGUCAAAAUAAUAUGAGAAUAAAUUCCUAAUUACGAAAAGAUAAUUUACAAGAAGAAAGUUGACGUUGGAAAAUGGAAAAGAAUAAAAAUAGCAAAAAUGGAAAAAACAGUAUAAUUUUCAGAGAAUAAAAUGAAAAUAUUAAGUAAAAAAAAAAGUUAUAUUUUUAUGAGAAAAAAUGUGCAAUUAUGCGAAACUAGUAAAAAAAAAAUGUCAUUUUAGUGGCAUAGAUCGUAUAUAUUUAAAAAAAUAUUUAAUAUUAAUUAAUAUUUAAUCUUUAAAAAAAUAUUUAAGAAAGAAAAACAAUAAGUUGUCAAUUUCUGAAAAUUAGGUUGGGGGAAAGUUAUAAUAUUAUGGGAAUAAAGUCAAAACAUGAUGGAAUAAAGACAUAAUAUUACAAGAAGAAAACUUAGCAAGAUUAUUUAAGAAGAAAAUUUUAAUAUUUGGAAAAUUUACAGCAAAAAUGGGGAAAAAAGACCGAGACCGAGACCAAGACCAUCUUACCAAGAUGCUUUUUCACUUAUCACGAAGGUGAGAUUCUUGAAAUAUAAAUAACUUCUUAGCAUAUCUUUAUACAAUAUCAAAAAGGCCCUUCAUCCUUCAUUUUUUUUUACUGUGUGGCCCUCAGUGGAAAAAGUUUGGACACCCCUGAUUUAACCAAUAGAUGAAAAACAAGAAACAAAACGUUAUUAAUUUUUUAAAUUUGAGGCUAAAAAACAAAUUCAGAAAAAAUAUUCAUUUUUUUGUGUUGGCUUAAAAUGGAAAAAAACUAAUGAACGAAUGAUAGACGAAUUAACAUCGGAAUAUAUACUACUACUAUACUUGUUUGUUAUUUGUGGAGAAAGCGGUUACAUCAGUCCCGCUGCCACGCCGAUAUGUUUCGUACGUUCCGACAAAAGCUUCUAAACUUGACCCCCCCCCCCCCCCCCCCACCACCCCACCUCGUCUCGCCUACAUCUGGAGUUGCAACAACGUGAGAAACAAUUCCAAAAGUGCGCAAGAAACAUUUGUGGAGCGUGCAGCGCGUUUGCUUUCAUGCAGAGUUGUCAUCCGUCCAUCCCGAUUAAAUGUCUUGUUUCAUCCUCCUGUCAUACAAGCGUAGAAAGAAGUUCUCUUUUUUAAUCAUUUUGGUGAUUUUAGCUUACAGCGAAUUAAAACCCCCCAAAUUUAUGAUGUCAUAAAAUCAAAGUCAAUAUUUCAACCUUGAUUUGCGCUCUAAUCAGCAAAUUAAGCGUCAAAACGAACCUCUUCGUCUGAAUCGAACCCCUGAAAUCUCCAAGGGAAUGUGUUGACUCGGGCGUGUAACGCUACGCCUUCAUCACGUUUCGGUACGUGCCUCUGCUUUAAGGUGACGGUUUGGUUUAUUUUGGGUACAGCAAGGGAACAAAAUGCAAAACUGCUUCGCUUUUGUAUCGACGGCUUUCAUGGUUUUUAAAUUAAACUUAAAAAAAAAAACACUCUAGAAAUUCCCUAAUAACCUCACCGCUUCAAAUUUCACGGCUUCACUCUGUCAGGUUUUUUCAAAAAUAUAUGAAUGAAUAAAUCAUGCUGUUUUGUGGUUUGAGUACUCCCUAUUAGGCAUAUUUAAGCAAAUUCGACACUUUUUGCUUUUUCCAAGUAUAAAAAUGGCUAAAUGAACUAAAGCAUUCGAAGGCGUUGUGAUGAUACAGUAUGUACCGUAAUUUCCGGGCUAUAAGUCACACCAGCCAAAAAUGCACCAUGAAGAAGAAAAAAAACAUAAGUCGCGCUGGACUAUAAGUCACAUUUUUAAAUUUAUUUUUAUAAAAUUUCUUGAAAGGCAAGUUCUAGUACAAUAGGUGUCUGUUAACGUAACGUGAAUAGCUGGUAUGUUAACGUAACAUUAACAGUUAUUCAGAGAACUGUAGCCUAAACAUCAUAACGUAACUAGUUUACUUGCUGCUUGUAAGAAUGUGAUUUUCUUUUUGAGGGCAUUUGUGUUCCGUCUUUCUCAGUUGUCUUUAAGUUGAUGUUCACAUUGGAAAUUAUCAGCGGUACAGGAGUGAUAGGAGAAGCAGAUACUGGCACACAAGCCUGGAGCGCCCUCUCGUGGCUGUCAGUGUGGGAAAAAAAACAUUAAUAGGACGCUCUGGAGUAUAAGUCGCAGGACCAGCCAAACCAUGAAAAAAGCGUGACUUAUAGUCCGGAAAAACACAGUAGUAUUCUACACUGGUCACUAGGUGUCAGUAAUGUUACAUUGAUGCAACACCGCAGGAAGUACUGUACAGAAACCGGAAGUUAAAAAAGGAACAAGGAACUUUGUCAAUGCUAACGUGUGAGUCUAUAUUACGUCUUAUAUUUGCUUAUUGUGUCUACUAUAUUGGGUAAAACAAGUGUAAAGGUGACUAUAGGGGUGUUAUUCAUGUCUGCAGAGCUCUAAUGUUAAAAACCGUAUUAAGGAGGUCAUAUUUUGAUGGCAACUAUAAAAAUAUUCAAUUUACUUUGCGGAAAUUCACAUAACACCUUCAGGUCUGGAACCGAUUAACCACGAUAAAUCACAAAUUACCGUAAAUAAAAUUCAGAAAAUAAGAAUAAAAAAAUAAAAAAUAAAUGUGAAAUAUAGAAUCGUUUAACGCCAACUACGGCUCCCAUUAGCCAAAGACUGGGCUGCACUGUGUUUGUGACAUGUGACGAUAUCGGGUGGGAAAUCCUUUCUGUACUGUACCGAAUGUUCCAUACCGAAACAUGACUAAUGCAUGUAGCGUUACACCCCUAGUGCUGACUUUACUCUUGUCGUUUUAGUCGAGCACAAAAUGUCGAGUCAUUUUCCACUAAACUUGGGUGUGCCGUUGGUUAGGCUGCCAUGUACCUAUAAUGGCACUCGCGCCUCAGGUUGCAGACGCGUACGGUGAUGCUUCAGUCUUACGUCCUGCUUCUAUUCUUGUUGAUGCUCAUUCUUCUUUCGGAAGAAGUGCAGGCAAAAAGGCAAAAUAUAUCCUCUCGUGCGACAUCAUGUUCAUUUUAUAUGACGCAUUCUUCAUAUUUUUCCCUAUUUUUGAUCAAAUUGUUCUACUGUAGAGUGAAGCGAACGUAGAAUUUUCAUACUUGAAGGCGCCCCCUCCAGGAUGUCCUCUGCAUGAAACCAACCUAUUCAUUCAUUU